AUGGAUGCUCAUCACCGUCAAGCUGUAGCAUUGGAGACUCGCGUUAUUUUAGCAGACAUAGCACUGUUCAUGGUCGUCACCACUGCUCUACCACCGACCGGUCUGAAGACUCUUAGCCAAACAAUCCCAUCUCCGGGUCCGGGGAUGACUCCGACGGCGUUUCAAGCCAUGAAGAUAGCUGCUUGGUGUUUUUGGCCGUUGAACAGUCUUAUCCUCGUCUGUGGUCUGGCGGCGCUGUUAGUUCUGGUCGUCCCUGGUGUGGUUCGAGCCAACCGAGUCGCCCUCAGGUUGAUUGAGAUCGCCAUUCUCUCCAUGUGGCUCUUGGUUGAGUGCUUGAUUCUCGUUUCCCUGAGUCCUGACUCGUUGCUCUCUGGUCUCUGUGUUCUUCAAGGAGUCGUAAUGUUGGUCGUUCUCUACCUCGUCUUACGUCUUUUCAAGUCUAAGCACUGA
Messenger RNA from Microthlaspi erraticum, 450 nucleotides. The record is from the annotation of a GenBank genome assembly. NCBI's taxonomy places the organism in Eukaryota, Viridiplantae, Streptophyta, Magnoliopsida, Brassicales, Brassicaceae.